GUCAUCCUCACUGAUUUAUACGUUUCUCCCUCAGGCUGCGAGCAAUCCUAGCUGGAGGAACCAACUUGUCCUGCUUCUGAUAAAGACGGUCUCUGGGCCCCCGUCAUGCCUGCCUUUAUCUGAGUACGAAAUGAGGAACCAUGGCGUGGGCUGCACUCAUCUACGUUUUGGCUCUGGCUCUGUUCUGCCUCUGCUUCCCUGGAUCCUGCCACCCAGAUGCACACUCUCUUAUGUGCCACUUGAUGAUCAAGGCUCCUACCUCAGCAGAAGAUCACUGGUGUAAAAGACGGUGCUCAUUGGAUGAAAUGCCCAUCUUUAAGCUUCAUAACAAAAAAAAGACCACACCAAGGAAUAACCUGGAGAAGAUGGCAAAAGCCACCGAAUUGGAGACAUGUUUAACCACAUGGCUGGAAAAGUUGUGUCAGAAGUUCAGGAACAAGGUGCCUAAUAUCAAAAUGGAUACUUCCAAGACCAGUGGUUACCCUACUUUACAGGCCACCAUGCUUUGUCAACAAAGCCAGGGACAAAUAACUAAUUCCUCCUGGCUACUGAACAUUGGUGAAAAUCACUCCCUCAGCUUGGACACAAAGACUAUGACAUGGAGAUCGAAGAAUUUACCAGAGGAUACCAUGAAUGAAUGGAAAAAUGAUGCUGAACUUGAAAAAGAUCUGCGUUUCUCCAUAGCAGAAUGUAGUGCAAAAAUCAAUGGAUUCUUAAAUCCAUUGAUUCCCAAGGAAUGGUCAGGAUCAACAUUAAUAUCACUCCCCAACAUCACCCAACCUACAUCAACUACACAGCUUCCAACUACGAGCAGAGCCACUUUCCUUAUGAGGAAGUAUUUAUCCCUGUGGGAAUCAUCUUUAUUGUUUGCAUUUGCAUUUGCAUUUACAUGUGUGUGAAGAGGAAAUGUUGUCCCCAAGGAGAGGCCAGAAGAAGGCAUCGGAACUCCAGUGGAACUGAAGUUACUGAGGGUUUGAAUACAGGAAACUGAACACAGAUCCUCUCCAAGAAAACCAAGUGUGCCUAAAUGCAGAGCCUUCUCUCCUCCCAGCUAAUAAUUUUUUUUUAAAGAGAGAAUAUAGCCUGAAUAUUAUUAUACACUAGACAAAUCCUAUAGCAAACUUCUCAAUAAAGUUGAAUGAUUCCGAAUCAAAAAGCUAAA
This is a messenger RNA of Mastomys coucha (southern multimammate mouse), 1162 nucleotides long. Its product is annotated as retinoic acid early-inducible protein 1-alpha-like. The coding region runs from base 141 to 899 and encodes 252 amino acids. NCBI's taxonomy places the organism in Eukaryota, Metazoa, Chordata, Mammalia, Rodentia, Muridae. Gene Ontology annotation, biological process: antigen processing and presentation of endogenous peptide antigen via MHC class I via ER pathway, TAP-independent; antigen processing and presentation of endogenous peptide antigen via MHC class Ib; immune response. Gene Ontology annotation, cellular component: external side of plasma membrane. The transcript has 6 exons. The record is from RefSeq and is a predicted model, not a curated record.